AUGGCUAGUCGUCGCCCAAAGCAUGGUAGAGAGCAAUUGAGUAGUCCAUUAUCUGCACAAUUGCCUCAAGACUAUCAAAAUCUUUCUCUUCCUCAUAUGGCAGCAACAUCUCCUAUUAUGGCAGAAACAUCCACUAGACUUCCAGAUGUCCCUUUACCACCUAGACCCUCAUUAUCGCCUACAUCUCCUCAAAUGCCAUCACCUGGAAUAGAAUACUCUCAACCUCAUAAUCCACAGGAUGCUCCUAGUAGGUUGACACCAUGGGGUCGUGAUGCCUCGGAUGGUAAGACAUGGAUAUAUCCUGAAAAAAAAACGUUUAAUCCUUCUGUUGCUACUGUGCGAAAUAUUCUUCCUGUAAUUCAAGCGAAAUUUGACCAUCCAUGUUAUUGUUGGAAAGCGACACCUCUUUCAUAUAAGCAAUUGUGGUUUGCUGAAUGGGCGAAAAAUUACAAGUGGCUGCCACAACAUGAAGAAGAUAUUAAAAGAAACUGGAAUGCAAAGUGUGCUGAAAUCUUAAGAAAUACAAUGCAUAAUGUCAGGAAUGACUUGUUUAAAAAAAAUGCGAGGCCUGGUUGGAUUCUAGAAAGUGUGAUGGAUGAUUUAGAGAAGAUAUGGACAUCAGAGGAUUAUAAGGCCAAGUCUGAGAUAGCUAAAGCCAAUCGAGCUUCUUCCACAGGAGGAACUCAACACAAAGCAAGCAGUAUUCCUAUUAGUGAGCAUAAGAGGAGGAUGGCUUUGGAGCUGGGAAGAAACCCUACAAUGUUUGAAUUGUUUAAGAAGACACAUUACAAUGAGAAAACUAAACAAUUUGUGGAUCAGAGGUCGGCUUCAGUUUAUGAUGAUUAUAUGAGGCGGAAGGCAUCCAUGAAUUUUGAUGCAACUUCUCAAAGUGUGCAAUCAAAUGAUCUUGAAGACAUUAAUAUAUGGUUUGAGGUUACUGGUGGUAAAAAUAAGAAGGGCCGCUUCUAUGGGUUAGGAUCUGAGGGUAAAGACAUUGGCUCUUCCUCUCAUGUGUCUUCUUCUUCUAUCAACAACACAGGACUCCAUCCAGAAUUUGAGUCCGAAUUGCAAAAUAGGGUGCAAGAGCUUAGGCAACAGAAUCAAGAGAUUAUGCAACAGAAUCGGGAGAUUCGCCAAGAGAAUCAAAAUCUUAAAGAUACAAUCUUGUCCAGGCUCAAGGAACUUGAGAACAAAAUAUCCGGCCAUCUGACCAAGAUAGUGCAGGAAAUGACUGUUGAGACAUUAGUUGUGUCUAUUUGUAUUUAUAGAACAGACUUCUGA
Molecule: messenger RNA, 1281 nt
Organism: Neltuma alba
Lineage: Eukaryota; Viridiplantae; Streptophyta; Magnoliopsida; Fabales; Fabaceae
Exons: 5
Coding region: 1-1281 (426 amino acids)
Source: RefSeq, a predicted model, not a curated record